AGGCCAACUUUCUUCAACGAGGUUUCAUCCUUGUUUUGCUGACAUGUACAUGCAUGGUUCUUGCGGAUUAUGUACAUAACGACGUCUCCUGCCCUAAGAAGAUCUCUUGUCCUUCAAUUAAAGCACCAGGUUCUGAUGAUGUCAUCCAACUGGUGCAGAAGAGGGUACCACGUGAUCAUCCUAUGGCAAUCCGUCCACAGAUGAAAGGAAUUGAUCUGAAUAUUGUAUGCUCCAUACCAGCUUGCUUGUCUAACCCUUGUCUACACGGAGGUACCUGUAAUGAGACCAGUGAUGGAUAUGAGUGUCACUGUCUCUUUAGCUUUACUGGCAAACGAUGUCAAGAAUCAACCUCUACCCAGGACGACACGACAACAACUACUACUACUACACUCUCUACGACUGCUGCUGAAUCUGAAUCAACCUCUACCCAAGACGACACGACAACAACUACUACUACACUCUCUACCAAUGCCGCUGACUCUGAAUCAACCUCUACCCAGGACGACACGACAACAACUACUACUACUUCUACACUCUCUACGACUGCCGCUGAAUCUGAAUCAACUUCCACCCAGGACGACACGACAACAACUACUACUACAGUCUCUACCAAUGCCGCUGACUCUGCAACAAAUGAACUCCAAACAGUCGAUGAACUCCUAGGCCAGUUGAAUGAACUCCAAACAAUUAGGCUAACUCCAAACAAUGAACUCCAAAAUAAUGAACUCCAAAUAGACAGUCUAGAUCCAUAG
Molecule: messenger RNA, 752 nt
Organism: Lytechinus variegatus (green sea urchin)
Lineage: Eukaryota; Metazoa; Echinodermata; Echinoidea; Temnopleuroida; Toxopneustidae
Product: bypass of stop codon protein 1-like
Exons: 8
Coding region: 54-752 (232 amino acids)
Source: RefSeq, a predicted model, not a curated record